This is a messenger RNA of Cryptomeria japonica (Japanese cedar), 1239 nucleotides long. Its product is annotated as HVA22-like protein k. The coding region runs from base 181 to 870 and encodes 229 amino acids. The transcript has 8 exons. The record is from RefSeq and is a predicted model, not a curated record. NCBI's taxonomy places the organism in Eukaryota, Viridiplantae, Streptophyta, Pinopsida, Cupressales, Cupressaceae.
CUGUAUGUAAAAGCCUUAUAUCAGUAUUUAAAAUGUUUAAGAGCAUCUAUGCAAUCCUUGUAAUCCAAGUAAUUUUGGCUUUAAACACCUAUUUAUAGUAGUUGCAUUUUCAGUUAGUGGUCCUGUGAACGGCAAUUGAAUUUGUCAGGAUAAUAUUUUUAGAUUUUACAAAUUUUUAACAUGUCGAAUUUUGCGAACUUGACAUUUCCUCGCAUGAUUUGGGAAAUUAGCACAACACCUCCGUCACUAUGGAGUCCUGAUAUGCUGUGGCAGCUGUGGUUAAGGAUUGUACCAUUUCUUACAGCUCAUUCUGCCCUGAUUGGGAUCAGGUUGCUUCUGAGCCCUGUGAGUUCCAAUAUUGUGCUUCGGACAGCUUGCUGUGUUGUAGGUAUUGGUUAUCCUAUAUACUCCUCUUUCAAGGCCAUUGAGAAGAAAGACAACGAAGAACAAGAACAUUUGCUGACUUAUUGGGCAGUUUAUGGAUGUUUUCUUUAUGCAGAGGCGUUUUCUGACAAGCUCCUAUCAUGGAUUCCUCUAUAUUACCAUAUAAAGCUUGCAAUUCUCAUUUGGUUACAACUUCCGUCUACUAAUGGAUCCAAAGAAAUAUAUGAAAAACAUUUGCGGCCAUUUCUUUCAACACAUGAACCCAGACUUGAUAUAAUAGAGACUGGAGCCUUCAGAGAGAUAAAUAAUUUCCUGGGAAAACAUCAACGUGAAAUCCAGUUUCUGAGAGGUCCACUUCAAAGGCUAAUUCUGGGUGUUUUUCAUGUUCUAAAAGAUAUUAUCCAAUCAUCUCAGCCAUGGGUAGACAAGUCAAUAGAGAAUAGCACAAGUGGAGCAAAUGUUGACACACCAGCAGAUGCUAACUAGAAAUGGACGGUGAAGGUUACAUUUAUCCCGGUAGCUAAUCUUUGAUGAUGAGCCAUUAACUGUUUUGUGGCUCAAUUGGAUUAUUACAGGGUGAUAGAUCUUCGAUGAGAUCCAACAUGGUUGGAUUUAGCUUUUAAAAGUUUCUGAGUUGUUGAAAAACUCUUUGGAUGGACAAUGUAAUAUAUGUACACGUUUGGCCAUGCUUUCUCAAGAUUAGAAAAUUUGUCACUGGUGUAAGACAUUGUGCCAUGUCCUUGUUGGCAGUUUUAAGUCUCUCAAUAAUGAUAGAUGGGCUCCCGCCUGAGUUGGUAAGACAAAGCAAAAAUCUUGUAAUAAAAUAUUUUUCAAUAAGAAACUGUUUUAAUUGCA